CAAUUCGUAAUACGUAAUACGCUUCACAGUUUACGUUGCACUGUUCUGUACACUGUACAAAAAGUAUUACCUUCAUACUGGUCUUAUCGCCAUUUCAGAAUAAAGUGAUUCUAGUUGUUGAAAAGAAGAAACAGCUUAAGAUGGCAAAGGCAAAAGUUGGCAAGAAAGCUACGGGCAUUGCCAUGGAGCUUCCAGAGUGUCCUGUGUGCUUUGAAACUAUGUCGGCUCCUAUAUUUCAAUGUCAGUCGGGGCAUAGCCUUUGCAAUACCUGUACAAGAAACUUAAGCCCCCCGAUAUGCCCGAUAUGUCGCCAAGCGAUGACUCAAAUGAGAAAUUUAACACUUGAAGAUAUUAUUGCUAAGGCAAAUGUGCCAUGCCCAAACAAAUCAUUUGGUUGUGUUUACACUAUGCUUACACAAGAAGUUGAUGACCAUCUCAAGGAGUGUAUAUUUCGAGUUAUGACUUGCCCACUUGGGGCUGUGUUUGGCAAGUGUUCUUGGACGGGAAAUCUUAAAGAAAUGAUGAAUCAUUUUAAAGAUCGUCACCCUCAGAACUGCAACGUUAACCUGGAAACAGGUGUAGAACUAUGCAAUGUUUCCAUUAAUGAAGAUGAGCGAUUUCUCUACUUGGUUCAACAAGGCAAUCUACUUUUUAUCGUUACCAUGAAGAUUGAUACUUUACAAAAAGUAGCUUAUUGGGUUGUACAGCACAUUGGCAGUAAAAAAGCCCACAACAGAAUAUUUAUGAAAUUCAUAUUUCAAGUAAGCAAGAUCCCAGAAGACAAGUGAUAUUCAUUGAUCAUUGUUAUAAUGAUACUUUAUCAGCAGAUGCUGUUUACCGUCUUGGCAAAUGUGGUAUUUUACCUUUGGAUAUGUU
Molecule: messenger RNA, 876 nt
Organism: Papilio machaon (common yellow swallowtail)
Lineage: Eukaryota; Metazoa; Arthropoda; Insecta; Lepidoptera; Papilionidae
Product: probable E3 ubiquitin-protein ligase sinah
Biological process (GO): multicellular organism development; proteasome-mediated ubiquitin-dependent protein catabolic process
Cellular component (GO): cytoplasm
Molecular function (GO): ubiquitin protein ligase activity; ubiquitin conjugating enzyme binding; zinc ion binding
Source: RefSeq, a predicted model, not a curated record